UAGAAACUGGCUGUGAAGACCUUGUGAUCUGAUAUUUAUAGUAUGUGUGUGUCUGUGAGGGCGGGAUAUAAAUAGCCCCAGUAUGUGUGGCUGCUAAGGAGCCCCUUGGCUAUAUUGGUGUUAAAACUACACAGAGAGCAGCUUUUUGACUGAAGCUGUCUGUCCUCAGAGUAACCCCUUCGGCACUGGCUCUUUUUACACUUGUCAGAUGAGCAUGAAAACAGAAGAUGACUUUUAUCAGUCAGAGGAAGACUUGGAUGAAGAUGAGGCAACGCAAUAUAUUAUUGAACAAAGUAUAAUUCAGUAUAGAAAGCUAAAAGGAUUAAAUCCAAGUGAUCUGAAACCCUGUGAAGACCCUGAGGAGAUUUUUAAAGCAAUUAAGGAGGGUGAUGAGGAUGCCUUGAACAGACUUGCAGCCCAACCAGAGACUCUGUCCAGAGUUGAUACACGGGGAUGGAUCCCGCUGCAUGAGGCUGCAGCACAGCAGAAUAAGAAGGUGCUAGAGAUGAUCUUUUCAGCAUCACCCCCGGGCGCAGCCCAGUGUCGCACUCUGAAGGGUGAGACGCCACUGUUUUUAGCUGUGGUCCAUGGGCUCAGAGAGAAUGCUACAUUCCUGUUACAGAAUGGCAGCAACCCAGAUCUCCAGAAUGACGAGCAGGAUUCUCCAUUAGUGGCAGCUAUUCUAAAUGAUCAGUAUGAUUUGGCCACGCUGUUGCUUCGUUACAAUGCCAAAAUAGACCAAACCGGACCACUGAACAGGACAGCUCUACAUGAGUCCGCGUUUUUAGGCUUGGAGAAUUUUGUGUAUCUGCUCUUAGAGUCUGGUGCUAAUCCAAAUGCAUGUGAUGUUAAAAAGAAAACUCCACUGGCUCUGGCUGCACAGAAUGGACAUCUAAAUGUGGUGGAGGUUCUGUUACAGAAAGGUGCACAGGUGUGGUGUGAAUCGGAGUCAGGUACGAUUUUGUUUGAUGCAGCGGCAUCAGGAAAUCCUGACAUAAUCUCCUCGCUGCUGGAACACGGUGCAGAUCCAAACGUACCCCUUUAUAGUGGGCACCUGCCAAUUCACCGAGUGGCAUACCAUGGACACAGACUGGCACUGGAACACCUCAUCCCAGUGACUAAGCUGCAUGCUGUAAAGGAAAGUGGGAUGAGUCCUCUCCAUUCUGCAGCUGCUGGGGGACACGCCCAGUGUGUGGAGAUACUGCUCAAAACUGGCUACGAUCCAAACUUCAUGCUGCACCCAAGGAUCCGCCGCAACUAUGAUGAUGACCGCAAGUCUGCCCUCUUUUUUGCCGUGUCCAACAAUGACCUCCAGUGCACCCGCUUACUGUUAGAGGCCGGGGCUCUCGUGAACCAGGAUCCCAUCAACUGUCUACAGGUGGCUCUGAGACAGGGCAAUUAUGAACUGAUCAACAUCUUGCUGAAGUAUGGGGCAAAUGUCAACUACUACUCCCGUGUCAACACCACUCAUUUCCCCUCAGCGCUGCAGUAUGCCUUAAAAGAUGAGGUUAUGCUGAGAAUGAUCCUGAACCAUGGUUAUGACGUGAAGCGCUGCUUUGACUGUCCAUAUGGUGACAGUUCCCAUGAUUACACUGCUUGGACGACGUCAGUCAUUAAAGACAUGGUGUUCUGCGAGGUGAUAACAGUAUCCUGGCUGAAGCACUUAUCUGCCCAGGUGGUGCGCAUCAUGCUUGACUACACUGACCAUGUCUCCUUCUGCACCAAACUAAAAGACACACUGAAGGAGCAGAAACAGUGGCCAGAAAUCUGCCACAUUCAAAGAAAUGUGCGGAGCCUGAAGCACCUGUGUCGCCUGCGGAUAAGGGAGCACCUCAGAUGCCUGCGUUUGAGAGCACCAGCUUUUAUCAACUUCCUUCCUCUUCCUCCCAGGCUGAAAGAUUAUCUGCGCUACAAGGAGUUUGACAUUUACAGCAGGGGCAGUAUGAUUAUCCCCUGAUGAAAACAUAUUUAUAGAUAUCAAAGAUGUAACUGUUUUAUAGAAAGCUUCCUACCUUAUUAUUAUUAUGUGUGAUUAA
Messenger RNA from Oreochromis aureus, 2036 nucleotides. RefSeq names its product ankyrin repeat and SOCS box containing 14b (gene asb14b). Lineage: Eukaryota; Metazoa; Chordata; Actinopteri; Cichliformes; Cichlidae. Gene Ontology annotation, cellular component: cytoplasm. The record is from RefSeq and is a predicted model, not a curated record. Gene Ontology annotation, molecular function: protein binding. Gene Ontology annotation, biological process: intracellular signal transduction. The transcript is spliced from 10 exons. Bases 209 to 1957 code for a protein of 582 amino acids.